Molecule: messenger RNA, 21076 nt
Organism: Podarcis lilfordi (Lilford's wall lizard)
Lineage: Eukaryota; Metazoa; Chordata; Lepidosauria; Squamata; Lacertidae
Source: the annotation of a GenBank genome assembly
GUGAGGGAAGAUCUCCAUCAGGAACAAGGGCAAGGGGAGAAAGAUCUGCAUUGGGAUUCUGCUGUCUGAGGCAGUCACCUCACCUUGCCUAAUGAGUGGGCUGGCCUUGCCAGUGAAUUCAGGGUGUGGUUAGACUUGAACAGUGAGUCGUCAUCGUCAACCUCAGUAAUAUUCUUACCAGGGCAACCCCAAUUAUUGGUAAAAGCCCCUGCUAAAGAUGGCAGAAUCGUAGUAAUUCUUGUGGGGGAUACAGUCUCUCUCUUCACCCUGAGGACAAUAGAAUGGGGACAGUAGUGCCAGCCCAUUUCUUUCUUCAACUCAUUCAGUACAAGUGACUGAAUAGACUUCAUUUUCACAAACUGGUACGUUCCCUUCCUUUUGCUUCACAGUGGCCAGAGCUCCCGACAACGACUGGGGUGACUCGGUUUCAAAUCUGUACCGUCUCUUGGCCAAACCUACCUUACAAGGUUGUUCUGAGGACAAAACGGGGUGGAAGGGGCAAAAACCACGAUUGCUGCCCUGUGCCCCUCAAAGCACAGGCAAGGAGAGACUGUAACAAAUCAAUAAUACUAGGCAUGGGUAGGCAAACUAAAUCUGGCCCACGGACGGUCCGGGAAUCAGCAUGUUUUUACAUGAGCAGAAUGUGUCCUUUUAUUUAAAAUGCAUCUCUGGGUUAUUUGUGGGCAUAGGAAUUCGUUCUUUUUUUUCUUUUCAAAAUAUAGUCUGGCCCCCCACAACGUCUGAGUGACAGUGGAUCGGCCCCCUGCUGGAAAAGUUUGCUGACCCCUGAUACUAGGGAACAUAAAAAGGGUCUGCAAAUUGGGAACAGGCUUAAGAAGAAAACCCAGUUCUCCCCUAAGACACAGCAAGAUGCAAAACUUGUUCUGCCUCGGGCAACAAAAUGGCUUGGGAGGAUUAUAUUCUGUAGCAGGAGAAUAUAUAUAUGGAGGUGCAGCUGCUUCUUCUGGAGGGGGGGCAGCUGUUUAUUAUGCCAGGCGCUGAUCAGUGUUAGUGGCCCCUUGGGUGGAGCAGCUUCUGGCCUGGUGGCAUUUCGUGUAGAGAUAAAACGGCUCUCUCAAAUUGAAUUUAGCCCACCCACUCCCUGGACCCCAGCCCAGGCAGGCGCAGGGGAGUGGCUAUUUUGUGUGAUAGCCUCGGCUAUUUUGUUUCCCUCCCCAGCUAUCGGGCUGAGCUACAGUCAGGAUGUUAUGACGACAGACAGACAAGCUGGAGCAUCAGCCAGCCCAGAAUGGACCGAGUGUGAAAGGCAGGCGGAGAGGGCAGCCUGUGCCAAACGGCAAGUGUGUUUGGCGUGGCCAAGUGCUGUGGAGGAGUGAGAAGGGAACCCGGGGUCCAUUCCUGUCCUCUGAGCUGCUUGCAGGUAAAUCAAGGCUUUGCUGGCACCCAGAUUCUCUCAACACCUAUCGCCCUCCUAAUACCCGGUUCUGUUGUACUUAAUUGUGACAUUUUCCUGUAUGAUUGUGAUCCUGGCAGCUCUUUCCAGAAGGCUUCCCUGCAUGCCUUUUGACAGGAGUCUGGAAGUUUAUCUCUUGUGGUGGGGUAUUCCUUCUGCAUGCCAUUUAGCAUGUCACUAAUCUUUGCAUGAAAGCGAUGUAUUCUUUUAUUAUUUAGUCAGCGUUUUGCAAGGUACUUGUGGUCUCUGCACAAUCUGCCUUCUUGAAUGGCACUCCAGAAUCUUCCUGCUCAAACAGCUUGCUUUAAAAGAGUCAUUUAUCUCACCUCGGGAGCAAAGCCAUCUCUGCUUGUACCAUUACUUGCUGCACCGGAGGAUUAGGGCUCCCCGGUUCAAUCACUGACAUCUCCAGUUGGAGCUGGGAGAGCCUGAAACAAUGGAGAGCUGCUGCCAGUCCGAGUUGACAGUAUUGGGCUGCAUGGACUUGGUAUUCGGCAGCUUCAUAUGCUCCUGGGAAGUGGUUGUAAUUACCAUGGGCUCAUCUAGACGUGUUCUGUGGCGGCGGAGACCAAACCCAAAAUACUUGGUUGUGCUGAAGGGGCAGGCAAAACAGCCAUUAAACCAAAUUAUGUUGCUGCAAAGAACCCUGGCAAAAUGUAUCUCUGUAGGGGGGCAGGGAAUACCAGAAGCAUGAUGUAUAACCGUGGUUGAGAAGAGGCCUGCAUCUGAAGUUUUUCGGGGGUCUUGGAUGUACUGUGAACCCUACUUUAAAAAAUAAUCAAUAAUCAAUAUUGUACUUGCCCUUUUGAAGUUAGAGGUCUAUCUUCUCUAAAUAGCCCGACACCAUCAUUUUGUUUGUUAAUAUUUUCGUUGUUUGCCGUUUCUUCCUUCCCGGUGAAUAAAAACAAUAAGAAGAAAUAUCGGCAAUGGAUCAUAGCAAUCUGUAGUGCAGCAUAAUACAGCUAAAUUAAAUGCAAUCUGAACAGCAUGAAAAGUGGGAAGGGGGCUUGGUGGAGAGACCUCAAUACUAACUUAGAGCAGGGCCUUAUGAGAAUCUGUGUAUGGGAACAAAUGGAAAUUACGAUGGGCUAGGCAUUAUAAAGAGUUAAGAUAUGCACACCAUCAUGCAUUUAAAGCCCACACCAAAAAUCUGGGAACUGUAGUUGGGUAUGGGUGUUGUGAAUUGUAAUUGUGUGAGGGGGAACUAUAGUUUCCAGGAGUCUUUUGGGAGAAGUCACGUGCUUUAAGUGUUUGGUGUGCAUUGUUGUGCUGCCCAGUCUCCGGACGGUGAGCCCAUAAGAAGGGGUAUAGAUUGGCUCUAUAAUAUAAAAAGUGCCAUUUUGCAUGGCUGAAUGUGGCACAAAUGUUCAGCAACCAUCCACUUCACUGUGACUGGAUUUUGACUCCAUAUCCUUAACCAGAAAGGCAGCAGCUCCCUUGCUGCUAUACGAUGAGCCAUUUCUGUCUGUGGAUGGAAAUACAGAAACCUGGAGCGCAAGUCAGAUCUGGACACUUUUCAUUGAUUUCGAUGGGAGAGUUGAACACCUGCUGCUCGGGCAGCGUACUGGUUAGCAUAGCCAAUUUUUCCCCUCUCUCACCCCCCAGCUUAUGUGCUAUGAAAGCUGACACGACAACCCUGUAGAAUGUAGCAGGUAACUCUUCACUCCCAUCUCUGUAUCUCCAUGUUGGGAAAAAGAUUCUCCUAUUGAAUUCCUGCUGGUCAUUCAUCGGUUAAAGGCGCAGAACCCUAGCAGGAAGAAAUAGCGUUUCAGACCGUCCAAGUGUCCCUAUUUUUCAGGGACAGUCUCAGAUUUACAGAAGCUGUCCCAGUUUCUGUUUUGAUCCCAGAAUGUCCCGCUUUUCCUUAAAAGGUAAAGGGACCCCUGACCAUUAGGUCCAGUUGUGGCCGACUCUGGGAUUGCGGCGCUCAUCUUGCUUUAUUGGCCAAGGGAGCCGGCGUACAGCUUCCGGGUCAUUUGGCCAGCAUGACUAAGCCGCUUCUGGGGAACCAGAGCAGCGCAUCGAAAUGCCGUUUACCUUCCCGCUGGAGUGGUACCUAUUUAUCUACUUGCACUUUGACGUGCUUUCAAACUGCUAGGUUGGCAGGAGCUGGGACCGAGCAACGGGAGCUCACCCCGUCGUGGGGAUUCGAACCGCUGACCUGAUUGGCAAGUCCUAGGCUCUGAGGUUUAACCCACAGCGCCACCCGCGUCCCUUUAGGACAUCUCUAUUUUCACUGAAGAAAUGUUGAAGGGGAUGGAGUUCUGCGACCCCUGAUCCAAGGAGUUAAGUAACUAUACAACCUUUAGAAGACAUCUGAAAGCAGCCCUGUACAGGGAAGUUUUUUUUAAAAAAUAUUUAAUGUUUUACAGUGGUACCUCGGGUUACAGACGCUUCAGGUUACAGACACUUCAGGUUACAGACUCCGCUAACCGAGAAAUAUUACCUCAGGUUAAGAACUUUGCUUCAGGAUGAGAACAGAAAUCAUGCGGUGGCAGCAGCAGGAGGCCCCAUUAGCUAAAGUGGUACCUCAGGUUAAGAACAGUUUCAGGUUAAGAACAGACCUCCGGAACGAAUUAAGUUCAUAACUCGAGGUACCACUGUAUUAUGUUUUUUACAUCUGUUGGAAGCUGCCCAGAGUUGCUAGGGCAACCCAGUCAGAUGUGUGGGGUGUAAAUAUUAGUAGCAGUAGUAGUAGUAGUAGUAGUAACGACAUCUCUAUUUUCAUUAGAGAAAUGUUGGAGGGUAUGUGAUGCGCCUGGGCUCCAGCCCACUGACGCUAUGAUGCCCUCCCUGCCUGAAAACCCUGGAGUCCGGGGCCCCCUCCCGCCUUCUACGGUUUUGUUCCUGCUGUUUUGCCUUCCUCUGUUAUUCUAGCCCCAGUGGGGUGGGAGGUUAAUGGGCCUGUUGUUUCCUGUUUCCCCCUCCCAGGGCUUUGAACUGACUGGAUUGGUUGGGGAGGAUUGGCGAGAGCUCAGGAAGCGGCAUCCCAGCAGCAGCCUCCCCUCUGAGCCCCUCCUGUCUUUCAUCUCUGCCCCAGUUCGGCUCCCCGCCGCACACGUACAGCCUGAUCCUAUAACCCAGUUAAAUGGAAAUACAUGCCAAACUCACUUGAAGUUGACUUUGACCGGGCUCAUCAGUAGGCUUCUGCUCAAAAAUGCUUGGCCUCAACUGCCACUGGCUGUUAGGGCUAAUAUCAUAUCCCUUUUCCGGUUUCAUAUCAGCGGUGGAUAUUUGGCCAGGCCGAUCCAUCAUCCUAGAAAAAGGAAAGCCAAACUCUUCCCCACCCCCGGCGCACCUCCAGUCUUUCAGGGGCAGCUGACUGACCCCUUCAAAGGCACCGACUGUUUUUGUGAGGGUCUAAUUUUUAUGACGUUGUCUGUCCUCCAGUACAACAGCCAAGUUGAAAUGUGAUGCAGUGAGCUGCUCUUCUGGACUCUCCCUUUUCUCUCAAGAUAAGGCCACAUCCACACCAUACAUUUAAAAGCACCAUUAUACCACACACAUGGGACUACAGUCAUACCUCAGGUUACAGAUGCUUCAGGUUGCGUUUUUUCGGGUUACGGACAUGCUGAAAUCCGGAAAUACAGUGGUACCUCAGGUUAAGUACUUAAUUCGUUCCAGAGGUCCAUACUUAACCUGAAACUGUUCUUAACUUGAAGCACCACUUUAGCUAAUGGUGGCCUCCUGCUGCCGCCGCGCCGCCGGAGUACGAUUUCUGUUCUCAUCCUGAAGCAAAGUUCUUAACCUGAAGCACUAUUUCUGGGUUCGCGGAGUCUGUAACCUGAAGCGUAUGUAACCCGAGGUACCACUGUACUGGAACGGGUUACUUCCGGGUUUCGGCGGUCGAGCAUGCGCAGAAGCGCUAAAUCACGCUUUGCGCAUGCCAGAAGCGCCAAAUUGCAACCCGCGCAUGCGCAGACACGGUGCUGUGGGUUGCGAAUGCUGCGGGUUGCAAACAUGCCUCCCUCACGGAUCACGUUCGCAACCCAAGCAUCCACUGUAUACAGCUGCAAAUAUAACGUUUUAAAUCUGUUUUAAGUGCAUUAUACAAAUGUGACACUAGAUGGUGAUGGUGAGCUUAUGGCAAAAUCAAUAUAUUUUUCAAAACUUUUUUUUUAAAAAAAAACAUAUUCACAGCAUUUUUAUGUGUCUAGAUUUCAUCAUGGAUUUCCCCAGAGACUCCUCAGAGAGUGCUGAGGGAGCUGGCAGCUGUUAGGACAAGGUGGUCCAAAGCAUGGCCCUUGAGGCCAUUUUUGGUGGCCCUCAGCAACAUUGGGCACCCCCUUUUGCCCUGCCUUCCCAGAGCUAGGAAUGCAAGGUGCUGGGCUUUAGGAAGGAGGUGUGAGGGCUCUGACAAGGUCCUUCCCACCUCCUUCCCAAAGCCUAGUUAGUGCUUUCCCAGCUUUGGGAAGGAGGUAGGUAGGAGGGCUCUAGGAUCCUGCCAGUGCCUUGUGCCUCCUUGCCAAAGCUCCUUGCUUACAUACCCUCCAACAUUUCUCUGAUGGAAAUAGGGACGUCCCAUUCCAUAAUGAUAAUUUUACUAUUUAUACCCCACAUGUCUUACUGGGUUGCUCCAGCCAUUCUGGGUGGCUUCCAACAUAUAUAAAAACACAAUAAAACAUUAAACAUUAAGAAAACUUCCCUAUACACAGGAUUGCCUUCAGACGGCUUGGGGGUCAGAUAACUCCAUACCCUCCAACACUUCUCCAAUGAAAAUAGGGACAUCCUAAGGAAAAGCGGGACAAAUCAGAAACUGGGACGGCUUCUCUAAAUCAGGAAUGUCCCUGGAAAAUAGGGACACUUGGAGAGUCUGGCUUCGGCAGCUUUGAGAAGGCAGCGGGAGGGCUGGGUGAGUGUGUCAAAUUCUGGCCUCACUCCCAGCACAGGUUCCAUGUUGAAGUACUUUUACAGCCUACUUGGUAUGAAAAGAUGUUUUUGGAGAUCUCUAUUCCCCUAACAGAGCAACAAUUCCCAAAGUGGUUUAACAGUCAAAGUUAACCAUUCUGGCUUAAAUUAUUGCUUUCAUUCAUUCAUUCAUUCAUUCAACGUACUACUUCUUUCUUUCUUUCUUUCUUUCUUUCUUUCUUUCUUUCUUUCUUUCUUUCUUUCUACAAAAGUAACACAAAGGGACUUAAAUGAAGUCAUAGUUCCACUCCUCCCGCCCUCUGAUGUUCUGAUGAUGUUCUGAUCAUGGCAAGUCCAUAAGAAAUUAUUACCUACUUCCCCCCAUGGCAGCCAAAGGCAUCAUCAGUGAUAAUAUACGGCUGAUCAGCUGUACUAUGAUGCAGACCUGAGAAGAAGAGGGAACGACAGGAAGAACAAUGGUUCUAAAUUACAAAAUGCCUUCUGCUUGGUAGCAUAGCGGGCAAUGGGUGGUAUUAAACAAGAUGGUUGUGCUAGUGCAAGGAUUAGUACUGGCACAACAGGAUUUCCCCCUCUCCCUCUACACACCUCUGUGUGUCCCACACUGUCCCCAAAUCUGCUCUGGAGGCUUUUGGGGAAACAGAUUCAGGGGGUGCACAGGAGGAGAGGAAGAUCAUUCUGUUGUGCAAGCAGAAAUCUGUGUGCUGAUGGAACCAUCUUCUUAAUGCGAUGCUGAAUACAACUCAGUUUCAGGGGAUCUGCUAUCUACAAGCCUAAGAACAAUAAUACCUAUGGGAAGGACUGAUGUGUAGGGUCAUGGAGGAUGAGAACAUUUCUAGUAGACCACAUGUCAAGAGUUCAAAGCACAUCACAUGAAUCAUUUCAGCAGUCCUUCUGAUGAAAUAGAUUGACAGUGUUCUGCCUCCCAUUUGCUUCAUUUUAGGGAGGGAGGAAGGUGGCUGUGUUGGUUUGCAGAGGCCAAAACUAUUAUUCACGUCAGCUGACCACAUUGCAGGAGUCAAAACUGGUAAGAGUUCCCAAUGAAGAGGGAGUCUAUAUGCUAUAGGGUAUCAGGGGUCAGCAAACUUUUUCAGGUCCACUGUCCAUCAGACCAUGUGGGGGGCCGGACUAUAUUUUGAGGGGGGGGGAAUGAACAAAUUCCUAUGCCCCACAAACAACCCAGAGAUGCUUUUUAAAUAAAAGCACACAUUCUACUCAUGUAAAAACACGCUGAUUCCUGGACUGUUCGCAGGCCGGAUUUAGAAGGCGAUUCGGCCGGAUCCGGCUCCUGGGCCUUAGAUUGCCUACCCAUGGUCUAUAUGUUAUUUAGACAUCACUUAAAAAGAGGAAGAAAUGUAUCACUAUAGAAGAAGAUGCAGAGUUGCAGAGAAUUUGCUUGUGCCAGCAUAUUACAUAGAUGCCCAUUUAGAAAUACUUACUGUAAUUUCUCUGGAAAUGCAUCUCACCAUAGUUGGGAAGACUGCAGCCAGGUGAGCUGUGUUUCUUCUCAGUCUGCUGGUCAGAAUGCCCCACAUCUGAAAUAGAGGACUGACCUCUGUACGGCAUGGCCAGCCUUGUGACUAUAAGUGUUGUAGACCCAUCAACAAAGUAGAGGAGGGUGGAGACCAUUUGGAACUAAGCAUAAUACCAUGUGGGACUUAACUCCUAUGCGAUUUCCAACUUCUCCUGUUCCUAAUUUUAGUUCCCAGAUGUCAGCUGUCAACUCAGGCGUCCCUAUCAGGCCUGAUGGAACAAAGACAGAAUCCAGAAGGGACACUGGGGAUGCUACAAAAAUCACCCCUCAUUCAGGUGAGUAACCUGAUCAUUUAAUUCAAUAUGAAUUCUUCUGGGUUACAGGUAAGCCAAAUGGGCUAUUCAGCCUUGCCCCCGGCUCCAUGCAUCUAGAGCAGUCUCCCUGGGUCAAUUGUUGCUGCUAACUACAGCAAGAGAUACAGUGGUGCCUCGCAAGACGAAAUUAAUUCGUUCCGCAAGUUUUUUCUUCUUGCGAGUUUUUCGUCUUGCGAUGCACGGUUUCCCAUAGGAAUGCAUUGAAAAUCAAUUAAUGCGUUCCUAGGGAACCGACUUCAGACCAGGUCCGGGGACAGUCUGUCCCCCGACCUCUUCUGAAGGCUGGGGGGGACAAGGGCUUUUCUUCCCACCCACCCCAGCAUUUUAAAACCCCGGGACAGCGGAGGGCUUCUCCGCUGUCCGGGCGAUCUUAAAAUGCUGGCGGGCGGCAUUUAAAAUUGCCCGGGACAGCGGAGGACUUCUCCGCUGUCCGGGGCAAUUAAAGCCCCUGGGAAGGCAGGCAGGGGGACAAAGACUUUUGCCCCCGCCAGCCUUCAGAAGAGGUCCUGGACCUCUUCUGAAGGUUGGCGGGGCGAAGUCUUGUCCCCCACCUGCCUUCAAAGCUGUCCAGCCAAGGCUUCGCGGACCUCUCCGCAAGCAGCGGCAGCACUGCCGCUGCUUGCGGAGAGUUGCCGGCAUGCCGAAGCCUGCGCGCGCUGAGAUCAGCGCGCCCAGGCUCCGCGGACCUCUCCGCGAGCAGCGGCAGCGCUGCCGCUGCGUGCGGAGAGUUGCCGGCAUGCCGAAGCCUGCCCGCGCUGAUAUCAGCGCGCCCAGGCGUCGCGGAGCUCUCCGCGCGCAGCGUCCGCGCUGCCGCGGCGUGCGGAGAGUUGCCGGCAUGCCGAAGCCUGCGCGCGCUGAGAUCAGCGCGCCCAGGCUCCGCGGACCUCUCCGCGAGCAGCGGCAGCGCUGCCGCUGCUUGCGGAGAGUUGCCGGCAUGCCGAAGCCUGCGCGCGCUGAGAUCAGCGCGCCCAGGCUUCGCGGACCUCUCCGCGAGCAGCGGCAGUGCUGCCGCUGCUUGCGGAGAGUUGCCGGCAUGCCGAAGCCUGCGCGCGCUGAGAUCAGCGCGCCCAGGCUUCGCGGACCUCUCCGCGAGCAGCGGCAGCGCUGCCGCUGCUUGCGGAGAGUGGCCGGCAUGCCGAAGCCUGCGCGCGCUGAGAUCAGCGCGCCCAGGCUUCGCGGACCUCUCCUGCCUUCAAAAGCCGUCCGGGAUAGCGAGAAGCGCUUCCCUGCUAUCCCGGACUGCUUUUAAAAUGCUGGCGGUGGGGAUCAAUGCCUUUCGGCCCCCGCCAGCGUUCCUGUACCUCUUCUGAAGGCCGGAGGGGAAGGCUUUGCUCCCCACCGCUAGCAUUUAAAAGAGGUCCCGGAGAUUUCCCUAUGGGCUUUCGUCUUGCGAAGCAAGCCCAUAGGGAAAUUCGUUUUGCGAAGCGCCUCCAAAACGGAAAACCCUUUCGUCUAGCGGGUUUUCCGUCUUGCGAGGCGUUCGUCUUGCGGGGCACCACUGUAUUGGUGAGCAACAGAAAUGGGGGUGCAGGGCAACUUUCCUUAGGAGGAACUGGCCCAGCUCACGAUGUUCCAAGCAGCUGCAUGCCUUGUACAGUCAGUGUUGCCAUGGGGCACUGCCUCACCAAGUGUUAAGUUGUGGGUUGACAUAGCAGAUGACACAGCGAUUUCUCCAAAGCAGCUCUUUAUUUUGUAAGCUGGAACAGAACUAACUGAGGAGCUCAGUCAGCCUGCUUAUAUAGAGCUACAGAACAAUUGUAACUGUUGCAACGUUCUAAAACUAUCCAAUCACUGAACAUCACUUUUCGAUCCUUCAUUUGCAUACAAAACUAUCCAAUCACUGAACGUCACUUUUCGAUCCUUCAUUUGCAUACGAAACUAUCCAAUCACUGAACGUCACUUUUCGAUCCUUCAUUUGCAUAACUAUCUACAGUAUCCCCCUGCUGGCCCAGGGUGAGGACUUCAGUCCUCCAAGCACAGCCUGCUCUCAGCUAGCCCCCCUCUGCAGAGGCGGAGGAAGGGGGGAGUGGUGUGUGUGGGUCGCCCUGGGUGUCAACACUGAGGGGGGGUGGCAAAAUGCCAGGCAGCACUCACUGUGGGGCCUGCAGUACGCCCAAGUAACGCGUCUCUCCUGGGAGCGCAUUGCAAUAGUCCAAGCGAGAGAUAACCAGAGCAUGCACCACUCUGGCAAGACGGUCUGCAGUCAGAUAGGGUCUCAGCCUGCAUACCAGAUGGAGCUGAUAAACAGCUGCCCUGGACACAGAAUUGACCUGCGCCUCCAUGGACAGCUGUGUAUAUAUAAUUUUUAUUAAUUUUCCAUUUAAUAUUAUACAUUCACAUCAUCAUUAUCCACUUUACCGCUUUGGCUCUUUAGAGCCUAUCAAUUUCCCUCCCGACGCACGGCUUUCAAAAUUAACCUUUAUAUCACUGCAUUUUGCACGUUUUCCAAUUCUAAUUACACUCAUUACUAAAUAGCUCAAAAUUUAAAUGAAAAUAGAAAGAUAGAAAAUUUUUCAUUACAAGUCUUCAGACAACCCUGCUAGUGAUGUUAAUUGCUUACAGUAAUCUUUCACAUAUCAUAUAAAUUUACUCCAGUCCUUUUGGAAUACUUGAUCAUGCUGCUUUCGGAUUUUUCCUGUCAGCUUUUCCAGUUCUGCAAAGUCCAUUGAAAUAUACUCGGAGUCCAGUGUGGAUUUCAUUCUCUUUAUUCAGCUCAUAGUAGUGAGGAAUGAAAGUUCACCCAAAAUAUCUGCUUUAUAUACAUUAUUUACACAAUGGGCCGCACAUGAUUGGCCAAUUCCUGGAUUCUCCUGUAGGCCAAUCAGGUUGCGGAUUCACUUCCACCUGGAGCUGGAUUGGGUGGCUCCUGUGGACCAAUCAUACUGCUGCAUUGUUCUAGGACCAAUCAGACUGCUGCAUUCUGAAUCCUAUUGUUCUAGGACCAAUCAGAUUGCUGUAUUUGGAUCCUAUUCAACUCAGUACAUAACAUCCAUCAUCUUCAUCUACCACUAGGGCUGCACUGUUCUCACUCACCCCACAGGCAAAGCCACGCAGGGUCUCUGUUGUAGAGCUAUGUUGUGCUUGCACCUUCCUCCAGCUACUACUUAGCAAUGUUGUUGCUAUUGAAGCUGGUGGCACUAAUAUCUCGAAAGGCAAUUUGAGGAUCUAAAGCUACGAUUUGUUAUUUGAUGAGAUUCGGCACAGAAGCAAAUCUUUUCUUUUUAAAUAAAAAACCCUGAAAUUGUAAUUAAAGUUAAUUUAAAAGGGGCAAUUAGACUUCCAUUAAGUGCCUUUUAAUUCAAUUUUUAAAUUUUGGCUUUUACUAUGUAUGGAGCGAUUAAUUGGAUCUUUGCAUUAUUCAUUUAAAAGUAUGAAAGCUAUUAUUUUAAAGUUUCACAUGCUCUCAGUAAGGGCACAAUUUUCGUAACUAGGAAGGCUGCAUUCAGCUCUCAAGGAGAGUUGCUGGAUAGAGAGUUGAGCUGAGUCAAGCGAGUGUGGACCUAAUUGCGCUCCCAUGGGGGAGCAUCAACAGCGCAAAAGGCACUUUGCCAAUUGCCAUGUGCAAUGCCUGGUGUUAUUGCUGCAGACAAAAUGCGUCUGCUUCCCACUCUGAGAUUUAGAGUCCCUCUGAGAUUUUGGGCACUUCCAGACUCACUAUUUUCAGGUGGGAUUCAGUCACAUACCAGAAAAUUCAGACUGCACAAUUAAAGUUGAUUUGAUGCUCUUGCACAGCAAACCUAUUCUCUGCAGAAAGUGUAAGAUAACAUCUGCUUGAAUGCGAUGGUCCCUGCAUAUAAAUCAGAACGAACGCUCAAUAAAUAACUAAUGUUGCCUAAUCUCCUGACAAACAAAUUGGGAGGAGUGCUCAAUAAACAAGUUCUGUGGAUGUGACCUUAGCCCAGGGGUCGGCAAGGUUUUCAUGAAGCCGCUGGGAGAGAUCAUCAGGGGUUUGGCCUGGGUGUCCAUCAAUAUGCAGAUGAUACCCAGCUCUACCUCUCUUUCACAUCAGAACCAGUGAAGGCGGUGAAGGUCCUGUGUGAGUGUCUGGAGGUGGUUGGAGGAUGGAUGGCGGCUAAUGGAUUGAGGUGGAAUCAUGACAAGACAGAAGUACUGUUUUGGGGGGGCAGGGGGCGGGUGGGUGUGGAGGACUCCCUGGUCCUGAAUGGGGUAUCUGUGCCCCUGAAGGACCAGGUGCACAGCCUGGGAGUCAUUUUGGACUCACAGCUGUCCAUGGAGGCACAGGUCAAUUCUGUAUCCAGGGCAGCUGUCUACCAGCUCCCUCUGGUACACAGGCUGAGACCCUAUCUGCCUGCAGACUGUCUCACCAGAGUGGUGCAUGCUCUACUUAUCUCUUGCUUGGACUACUGCAAUGCGCUCUAUGUGGGGCUACCCUUGAAGGUGACCCGAAAACUACAACUAAUCCAGAAUGCGGCAGCUAGACUGGUGACUGGGGGCGGCGGCCGAUACCACAUAACACUGGUCUUUGUUUAGUCAUGUCCGACUCUUAGUGGUGAGGCUCAAAAGCCUUCGUUUGUAUUUAGUCAAGAAGGGAAAACUACCUACCUACUGAAUAGUGUUUGCGCAGGGUUUUUGUGUCAGCACCAUGUGGGUAGGUCCUUAAGCAACCUCAUCUUAUGUUGUUGGCGUCAUUGUGACUGAAUUUUCCAAAAAAACCCAAAUACAAAUAAAGGCAAACAAUACAAACUAAAAAUAAGUAAAUAAAGGGGAAAUUACCCCCUCCCAUGGCCAUGUAUUCCCAGAGCAUUUUUGUGGUUGCUUUACCUCAUAAUAAUUAGCAGUCUAAGUGGUCCUGAAGAAUAACCACAUAGUCGAAAGCGCAGGCGAGUGGGUUGAGCCCUUCCUCUGCCCACUCUUCCCUCAGAGACACUUCCUUUCCCUCCCAUCCUUUCCUAAAUGAUGUGCGUUCCAGGGCUGUGAAAACAAGAUUAGGCGGCAUGCAGUGCUAUCCUAGGCAUGUCCACUCAGAGGUAAGUCCUGCUACGUUCAGUGGGACUUACAGGUAUAUGUGUAUAGUGUGGGAUGUGAAACACAAGAGCAGUCAAGUACAACAUUUGCCAAAAUUUGUGCUUCUGACAUGGGCUGCCAUAUGUCCAGAUUUUCCUGAACAUUUCAACGUGUCACCCCCCCCCCCCCCGUUUAAGAGGGCAGAAUACUGUAUUGGCUAUGUCUGGGAAAUUCUGGACGUAGGGCAACCCUAAUUUAGGAGCCAUUUUGGCAUAUAAGCUGUAUAUAAAUCAAUAAAUAAACAAUAACCAUUCCUUUUUUCAAUUUCCAGAGCAUGAGGAAUCAUUUGGAAACGCCUCUUUCCCUGAAAACCAGAGAUACUCGCCUGGGGAGUUUAAUUCCAGUGAAGAUUUCUCCCUCAUUCCUUCUGCCCAGAUACCAAAGAAAGCAGAAAAUGGUAAGAUUAAAGUGGGGGGGGGGGAGUGGAGAGAGAGUUCAUAAGCAGAGGAAGCUAAGAGCCUAAAUAGAGAUCUUGGUUUUAUUAGAUUAUGGUAAUGGUCUGUAAUCCCCCUGCUGCCCCAUUAUUUAUUUACUGUAGCCCUUUAUGUAUUGAUCAAGCCACACGCAUUGAGUCUCUGCACACAGAAGCUGUACAGUUGCUUGCAGACUCUGCCCUCGGGGGUCUGUCCCCAGGGGACAAGGAUCCCAAUUCCAUCGCCCCAUUGAUUCUUCGUGCUUUGAGAAGUCUGCCUGGGGCUAAAGUCUGUUGUGGUAUAUGGUAUCGGUGUGGCAAUGAUGAGGCAGGCAGAGAAGGGGAGGAGCCUGGCAUGGCCGCAGCCUGCAAAAGGAUCGCCAUCUUUGGCACCUCUGGCAUGACCAGCCUGGCCACCCUGUGCAAGCCAUCAAGGUUGGGGUCCGGGUUCUGGUGCUGGUGCGUGACCCAAUCUGGCUUCUGUUGCAGGAAUUUAUGUACAGUGGGACCUCGGGUUAAGAACUUAAUUCGUUCCAGAGGUCCGUUCUUAACCUGAAACUGUUCUUAACCUGAAGCAUCACUUUAGCUAAUGGGGCCUCCUGCUGCCACCGCUGUUGUGCGAUUUCUGUUCUCAACCUGAAGCAAAGUUCUUAACCAGAGGUACUAUUUCUGAGUUAGCGGUUUCAGUAACCUGAAGCGUCUGUAACCUGAAGCUUCUUUAACCUGAGGUACCACUGUAUGGAAGGGACGCGGGUGGCGCUGUGGGUUAAACCACAGAGCCUAGGACUUGCCAAUCAAAAGGUCAGCGGUUUGAAUCCCCACAACGGGGUGAGCUCCCAUUGCUCGGUCCCAGCUCCUGCCAACCUAGCAGUUAGAAAGCACGCAAAAGUGCAAGUAGAUAAAUAGGUACUGCUCCGGUGGGAAGGUAAACGGCGUUUCCGUGCGCUGCUCUGGUUCGCCAGAAGCGGCUUAGUCAUGCUGGCCACAUGACCCGGAAGCUGUACGUCGGCUCCCUCGGCCAAUAAAGUGAGAUGAGCGUCGCAACCCCAGAGUUGGCCAUGAUUGGACCUGAUGGUCAGGGGUCCCUUUACCUUUACUAGCUUUUUAAAAAAGUAAAUAGCCACCACAGCAUGGGGAGAUGAGAAGGAUCGGAACCACAGUGUGCAAGGAGGAGGUUUAACCAUUGCCCUCCGUCAACGGUGCCGGCAAAAGUUGCCCCCUUCUAAAACUGCUGUUGGCAAUUUGCGAGGGAAGAGUUAUUAUUCUUGCAGCGUAAGCUUUCGCAGACUAGAACCCGCUUCACCCAGUGCCAACGUUGCACCUGCUGGCUUCAGGUUACCUUUCCCUUUCUUUGCAGAACGCCCCCAGUCCGUCAUCGCUGGCAUCGCCAACUCCUCUUUCCAGCCAGGGAAGGUUGCCUUCCAUCCUGCCUACUGCGCCAACGGCUGUGGGCUUCCCCCGGCUUCCGUGAGGCAGCAGCCGCGAGUCUCCAAGAAGCAGCGCAUCAGCUCCACCGCCUCCGUCUGCACCAACAGCAGUAAGAAGAGCUGCAAAUCCACAGCAUCUCAGAUCCAGGAGGUGGCUGGAGAUGGUGAGUGCAUGGGCACUGAGGGUGGGAGGUAGUUUGGGAAGGAUGGGUCAAUGGAUGGGACACCGCAGAAGACUUCGAUGGAGAGUAACAGGCUCAAAAUAGUGACAUUGGGGCUUAGCUGGAGCUCAGUGGUAGGCCAUAAGCACUGAGACACUAGCAAAGGGCUUUCUUUAGCCUCUUCCUUUCCAGUGUGAACAAUGGGGUACAAUGAUUAUGGGAGAGGGCUGUUGGCCUUGCUGUAAACAAAAAUCUGCCCUUUUUUCCCUUAUGGGGUAUCCAAGAGCCCAUAUAGAGUCCUUACGUAGGUUCCUUAUUGGUAGGAGAAAAUAACAGAGGCCAACCAGGGACGAUUGAGAAGCAAAACAGCUAGUAAGCUUGAUCUUUAUUGAUCUGUUGCAACAGGGUCCUCACUCACCACACGCAGGAGGGAGGAGGAACCCCAAAGAAAAGGUGUGCCUAAAUAUAGACAUUUUAAAUUCCCUGCCCUGGAGCUCAAGACCACCCCUCCAUACAUCAUACAUACAUCACAGAAGGGGUGUAACCUAAGACUACCCCCCAGAUACAUUAUACCUAUAUCACAGAAAAGGCGGUCUACAGCAGAAUCUGAGUGCCUUGUUUAUCUCAUCUUACUUGUUACCUGUUUAAUGGUCACUUUAUUGGAUUGCCUGGGGAGCCUGGCCAGUCUUUUGUAAUGAUAAAUACUUAGUUCCUGAGCCAGGUCACAGGCUCACACCCUAUUCAUAUCUUAAAUGUGCCCUUAAGACAGGAUUUGUAAAGGAAAAGACAGUGGGGAGGCAAGUCAAAAAUGGUUUCAGGUCGGUCUUCCUGUGCUGAUCUAUGUAUGUGCUUGGUACACCUAUGAACAUUUAACAUAUAUCUAAGACCUCAAAAUUCCUAUCACAGCCUUAUGUGCUCUGGCUGGACAUUGAGGAGGAAAAGGAUGCCUUUGGGUUUAACCCAACGAGGCUAUUCCUAUGUCCUUCAAGUCUACCUGCCCAUACCCCUUCCCUUCUGUGACCAUAGGAAAGGUCAGCCAAUCACUGCCAGUGACUUUAUCACCCGCGCAAGCCCCAUCUCAUAUUAUGACACUUUGCGAUAUUUAUUUUGGUUGUAUUAUUGUAAGACCGGCUUACCAGUAUUUUACCUUUAACUUUCUUGAUUUGAUUUUUGAUGAGAAUAACAAUGCACACUACAAAUACAAGCAAGAAGAAGAAGUCCCAACAAAAGAAGAAUGGAUACAGAAACUUGUGGAAUAUGCAGAAAUGGCAAAACUUACCGGAAAAAUAACAAAUCGAGAAAACAAACUUUUAAAAAAAGAAAUGGAAAUGGUUUAUUGAAUAUUUACAAAUAAAUUGUAAACAGAUAAGAAUAUUGGCAGGAUUGUUGUAAUAGCCUGAAGUUUUAUGAGAGUAUCUACCGUAUUUUUCCGUGUAUAAGACUAGGGUUUUUUUUUUACCAAAAAAUUAGAUUUAAAAUUGGGGCUCAUCUUAUACACGAGUAGUGCUGAGGGGGGUUUUCUUAAUUUGGAGUCCCCAAAAAUAGAGGGUGUCUUAUACAUGGGGGCGUCUUAUACACAGAAAAAUACGAGAUUUAAAGUAGAUGAAUAAAUUAGUAAAUUAAGUUAAUUUGGAUAUGCAGGAAAUAUUAAAAAUAAAUUUAAAAAACCACAGAAAGAGGGGGAAGGAAGUCAAAUUUUGAAAUGAUUAUAAAAUUAUUGAAAUGUAUAAAAUUGAAAAUAAUUAAUAAAAUAAUAAAAAAAAUACAAAUACAAGCGACGUCACACCUUAUAAAACUGACUACACUGGCAACAGUGAGGUGUCUUACGUUCCCUAAGAGACCUCCCACCUCUUGUGUACUCUGAAACAGGCAAAAGAGGCUCUGAUCAUUAGCCAGCUCACCCUGGGAAGCCCAGAGGUUAAAGAGCAAGGCACUCUUUACCCAGGGGAGCAGCUAAGCAUGCAAUCUCCUUCCCCACUGGUGGCCUUAAGUGGUGCCCUUCCAGCAGGGCUGCACCAUGUGACUGUUCUGGCUUCAGAGGCCAACUCUUCAGGCUCGCUGUUGUUGAGUGCCUAAUGAGUUUAAAGAGAAUCAAGCCAGAUGUUUCCCAAUUGCCUUUGCACGCCUUAAGAUAAAGAGGACUGCAGCGGGGGCCUCGGCUGUCAUAUGAGCCUGGCCCCCAGCUUCUCAGAUGAAAUACCAACAAAUGUGCAUUCCAGCAAAUUUUAAUGGCAGUUCAGCCACUGGUUUUUCCUCUUGUAUGCUUUCCAAAAUACGUUUUCCACUUUUUUAAUUCACUUGUUGCUUUUAAAAAAGAAAAGAAAGCAAAACUACCCGAGGGGUUGGGGUUCAGAGACAGACAACUUCAUGACUGCAUACAAUAAUCCACAGCUAGCUUUUGCUGGAGAAAGGCCUAGCUGGUAUUUUCAGGGUCUGACCUAGAGAGGAAUGAUGCUUUAGAACAUGGGUAGGCAAACUAAGGCCCAGGGGCCGGACGCAGCCCAAUCGCCUUCUCAAUCCGGUGCACAGACGGUUGUGUUUUUACAUGAGUGUGUUUUUACAUGAGUGUGUUUUUACAUGAGUGUGUUUUUACAUGAGUAGAAUGUGUCCUUUUAUUUAAAAUGCAUCUCUGGGUUAUUUGUAGGACCUGCCUGGUGUUUUUACAUGAGUAGAAUGUGUCCUUUUAUUUAAAAUGCAUCUCUGGGUUAUUUGUGGGGCAUAGGAAUUCAUUCAUUCCUCCCCUUCAAAAUAUAGUCUGGCCCCCCACAAGGUCUGAGGACCGGCCCCCUGCUGAAAAAGUUUGCUGACCCCUGCUUUAGAAUUACGCUUUGCAGGGGUGUUUCCAAAUCAGCCCUCCUAUUUGCCUUCACGCUCUCCUUCCUUUCCACAGAGCUGUGUGCCACCCUCCUCUUAGCUUGCCUCUUCUGCCGUUUCUCGGACAUCCUGCCUCUCUUCUCCGGGCCCUUCUGCUCUUGCUUCCCUGUGCCAUCCUGCAGCUCCAGGCUCCUGGGCUUUUGCUCGGACCCCCAGAGCUGCUGCUGCUGCUGCUGCUGCUGCCGGUUUGAGGAGCCGGCCCUGGAGUUAUGCUACCAGACUGGUGACUGUCUAGAACUUGCAUUAGAAGUUUCUGAGCUGUGCUAUCACUGACUAACCUUGGCUGCCAAAGAUGCCUCCUACUAAUCUUUACUUCUUCCUGGGAUCCUUAUGGCAGGUGAGCAAACUUUAAUCUGAAUAAAUUUAAGUCGGAUCGGCUUUUUGGUGCCCACUUGUCUUUGCAGGCUUGGGUUGUUUACAUUUCCAGGAUAUUUCUCCAGGCUCUCUCACCUCAGAAGUGCCUAUGGCUUCUGUGCUAUGGAUUUUAAUUUAUUUUAAUAAACACUUUUUUUUUUUAAAAUGACCUUUUCUUAAAUAAGUCCCCGUCCCCCAGAGAGCUGUGUUACUGAAUAUAGUUGAUAUAUUAAUCUCUGUUAGCUGUUUUAAUUAGCCUUUUAAACAACUGUUCUUGCUGCAGCCUUGUCAGUUUUGAUUCUUGUUAGAUUGUUCAUUGCAUGACUUGCCUCGGUGGCAUAUAGAUGAUUGAAUAAUAACUAGUUGCGCAGUAUCUACAUUGACUCUAACCCAGCCUGGUUGACACAUCCCUGGCUCCAGAGGCAGGCAUGGCCGAGCGUUUGCCGGGGCCUCAAGGCUGCCCAAGGGCCAGUGGCCCUCACAUCCCUGCCCCCCUCACAUUACAUGGAGCACCCCAGAUGACCAGAGAAUGUGGGAGACCAUUAUCCCAAUGCAUGUCCUGAGAUCAUUCUCUCUGUGCUUGUCCCGAGGGCAACUUCUCAGAAUCCAGGAGCUAGCCUUGCUGCAGCUCUCACUCUCUGGCUGAUUUGUUGGUUAGGACCAUUGGUGGGGAGCCUUUGGCCCUCCCAAUGUUGCUGAACCACAACUCCCAUCAGCCCCAGGAAUCAUGGCCAGUGGCCGGGGAUGGUGGGAGCUGCGGUUCGGCAGCAACUGGAGAGCCAAAUGGUCUCCACAUCAGGAUUCGCAAAUCUAGGCUCGGGGAGCAAGCUGUUUCGGAUUUUCAUUCAUUCAUUUCACCUCAAAGCAAAAAAUAUGCCUAGCUGAGUUUCUGGAUCACAGUGGACUCCAUGUAAAAGUUCAGUGGCACUCUGAGGUCAAGAUAUGCCCGGAAGUCCAUUUCUGCUAUGUAGGAAGUUUGGGAAACUGUGGUGAGAUUCCCAGAUUCUCAUCUUCUCCCUUUCUCUCUCCUCCUCCAGAUUGCUGUGCACACUGUGCUCUUGCCUGCCUCUUCUGUGAGUUUAUGUCCCUCUGCUCACUUGCCCUGGACUGCGGGGGCUGCGGGGGCUGCCUAGAGGCUUGCUGUGGUGGAGAAGGAGGGGAGUCCCUUGCCGAGAGCUGCUGUGGGGAAGCCGGUGGAGGAAAUUGCCCCUGUGGGUUAGGCUGCGGGAUGUUGCAGGAUUGCUGCGGCUCCUCUGACUGUCUUGAGAUCUGCCUGGAGUGCUGUUCUAUCUGCUUCCCAGCCUGAUUUCAGGGACCGGGAGAUCGUGUCCCUCUGUCCUCCAUGGUUCCGGACUGCGUUGGGAUGUGUGUAUAUCCCUUUGGGAAUCCUACCCCACCAAACUACAAAGCAUGGCAAGAGAUUAAUCUGGGCCUCUUUUCUUACCAAAGCCUCAACUCCUUUGAACAUCCUCAGGCAAACUCCUUCCUCCUUUUUAUAUCAUGGUAACAGCCCAAAACGCAUUGCUUGUAUGCACACAGCUGGGGCCUGCUGUUUGUAUUGGAUGGGAUGAGGCCCGUUAAGUAUUGCUUCAAUUGUGUGGUGUCACACUCAGACAUUGUGAUGAUGUCACCAAAAAGACUAAGCGGCAUUCGCACUGAAGACAGGAUAAAUUCCACCCGCACUACAAAAUCCUGUCAGGUCAAACCUAUUCCUCUACGCACUAUAAUGUUACAGAAAAAUCUGUGCCAUGCAUUUUCGACAGAUGUCACCAUGCAACUGUGGAUGGAAUCUCUCUCCUCUUUUUUUUUAACUGUGACCAAAAAAAUUUACAUUAAUGCUGUGAUAUAUCUGAAUGGACUGAGGCUGAAUAUGCCCCAGAGCCAAAGAAAUUCCUCUUCCUAUGCUGAAUGCCUCCAGGUGACCCACCUUUGAGCAUUCAUCCUUAUUUGUUUGCAGGGAGGUUAGACAAGGUUGGAUAUUUAUUGCUUUAAAUAUUUUCCAUUCCCUAUAAACCUUCUGGUUUGACACUCCUCUAAUUUUUCCAGUCAAUUUUGUUAAAAAAGCUUUUUUUUAAUUGCAAGGAAGUUAAAAGGCCUUGCAUUUUUUUAAAAAAGUCUUCUCCCACACUUUCCAGUGCAUUUUCCUGUCUCUUUCCUAAUUCCAAAAAGUCCAGUUGUUUUAGGGAGUGGAUGUUGUUGAAUAGUGGGUAGACAUAGCAGACGACCCAGCGAUUCUUCCAAGCAGCUCUUUAUUUGUAAGCUAGAACAGAACUGAACAGCAAACAGCUCAGCCGGCCUGCUUUUAUAGGCAGCCGGCUGUCAACAUUGUAGCAACAACAACCCAGGGUUUCCCGCCUAAAAUAACUGACGUGGACCUGAGUGAAAACUACAUACACAAUACUCCUGGUGGCCAGGGUGAGAACUUCAAUACGUAACAGAUGUGUUGUGCAAGACCUCCCUGAACUUGCCAGUGUGUGAUUGAAUCCCACCUGAAAACAGCUAUACAGUCUGGAAGUGCCUGAUGUGUUUCCGAUGUGAACUUUAAAUGGACUAUAGGCUCCAUGACUAUUUCUUUGUGCCUGGAAAUAUAUUGUUGUGCUGGUCAGGAUGCCUGAUUGUAAAAUAAAUUUAAAUUAAACUAAUGAAGCCAGCACCUGUUACUUCAGCUUUAUUUCUGUACCACCAUUGCUUGCCC